Messenger RNA from Chiloscyllium plagiosum (whitespotted bambooshark), 5205 nucleotides. The record is from RefSeq and is a predicted model, not a curated record. NCBI's taxonomy places the organism in Eukaryota, Metazoa, Chordata, Chondrichthyes, Orectolobiformes, Hemiscylliidae.
CUUUGACCAUUUUUUUUCACUGAAGAUCGUUCCCAUUGCUGCAUCAUGUGUGAGGAAAAUGCAUUCAAAUUGGUGUUCUAGGUUCAGGUCUAGCAACUGGUUGAAUGUUGACUUGGUCAAUCAACGGAGGAUUGGUGCUGGCCAGCUAAUCACAAAGAACGUUGGUGAAAGGGAGGAAAACAAAAACUGACUGGAAUUUUAAAGCUUUUGGGCAUUCAUGUGGAAAUGCACAUCCUGAUCCUGGAAUCGCAUAGGAAUAUUACUGGCUGCAGUCCCAGAUUAUAUGAGGAUGCAUUAGUAUACUUUCAAGUGUUGAUGGUGUAAAUAGGCUAUUCAUCUGGAGGACAGACUGAAGAAAAGGAGACUCCAGCAACAAAUUUCCAGUUUUGCUUGAGAACCUUCUCCCCACCACCUAACAUCUAUCAUCAGGGCAAAACUAAAAUGGAAAGUGAUGAUGACCCUUUGGUGCAGCAUCUGUGGCUGGAGGAAGAAGAAGACAAUGUGUUGGUAAACUCUUACAGAGGUCAAAGGCUGUGCAAGAAAUGCCACUGUAACUUUAAAAGAUUAUUCUAUGAUUUGCAAGUUAAAGGUUUUUGGGGAGUGGUUGGGUGGAUAUUUACUAACCCAUAUUGCACUGCCUUAAUAUUAGUAAUAGGUUGCAUAAUCCCAACAAUUCUGACUGUUGUUAUGCUUUUGCAUUGUUCUGCCCUCGAUAUUGAUAUAUCCUACAAUGCCUUUGAGAUUCGUAACCAUGUAUCCUCACUGCGCUUUGAUGCACUGACGCUUGCUUUAAAAUCACAGUUUGGGUCUUGGGGGAGGAACAGACGUGAUUUGGCUGAGUACACAUCUGCUACAUUAGAAAAACUCAUCAAAGAAGAGCUGCAAAAACUGCACAAUAAUUCUUCUCAGCCAGUCGAUGCCUCCCAUGUCAAAAACAUUUACAAAUCAGGUGAAGCGCAGAGACCUGAUGGAAUUCACCUGAGCAAAAGAGACUUGUUCUCACAACCUGUGACCAAAAGGAGCCAUGAUAAAUACAAAAUGCGGAAAGCAAGAGCAGUGUCACACAAGAGCUAUCCAAACACUUACAUUAAUGGAGAUACUCAAACACAUGCAUUAUGGAGGAUGGAGCUUGUAUUUCUAGCAAGAGGUGAUGAUGAAAGGAAUAUUUUCACGAAAGAACGUUUAUUGACAAUUCAUGACAUUGAGAAGAAAGUCAUGGACCAUCCUAGGUUUCGAGAAUUUUGCUGGAAACCUCAUGAAGUCCUCAAGGACAUGCCACUUGGUUCAUAUUCUUAUUGCUCGCCUCCCAGUUCCCUCAUGACCUAUUUUUUUCCAACAGCACAAGGUGGAAGGAUUUACUACGAUGGAAUGGGACAAAAGUUGGCAGAUAUUCAUGGCUCACUCAAGCUGGCUAUUACUCAUCCUGAAUUUUACUGGUAUGUUGAUGAGGGACUAACAGUUGAAAACAUGAAAAGCUCCCUGCUUCGUAGUGAGAUCCUGUUUGGAGCCCCACUUCCCAAUUACUACUCAGUGGAUGACCGAUGGGAAGAGCAGCACAGAAAGUUUCAGAAGUUUGUGAUCUCUUAUGCUGAUCUUUUGGCCUCACAAUCCACCAAGAAAGUGCAAGUCCUCUAUGGUGGAACAGACCUGUUUGACUAUGAAGUACGACGAACAUUUAAGAACGAUAUGUUGCUGGCUUUUAUCAGCAGUGGAUGUAUAGCAGUUCUGGUGUAUAUUCUCACCUCAUUUUCAGCCUUUCUGACGUUCUUUGGAAUUGCCAGUAUUGGUUUGAGCUGCCUGGUUGCCCUGUUUCUAUACCAUGUAGUAUUUGGUAUCCAGUACCUGGGCAUCUUAAAUGGAGUAGCAGCGUUUGUCAUUGUGGGUAUUGGGGUGGAUGAUGUAUUUGUGUUCAUCAACACUUUCCGGCAAGCAAGCCACCUUCGUAACCCACAGGAAAGAAUGAUUCAUACCAUUAAAACAGCAGGGAAAGCCACCUUCUUCACCUCAUUCACCACAGCAGCUGCCUAUGCAGCAAAUAUAUUUUCCCAGAUCCCAGCUGUCCAUGACUUUGGACUGUUCAUGUCUUUGAUAGUUGCUUGCUGCUGGAUGGCUGUUCUGUUCCUUAUGCCAGCAGCACUCUGUAUAUGGAGUCUGUACAUCUCACCUCUGGAAGUAUCCUGCUGCUCCAGCUGCCAAAGUAUGUGUAAGAAGAAAGAUAGCAACACAACCCAGAAUUCAGGAGAGUGUGAUCAAUCACUUCUAGUCACAGACCAGGAUUUAUUGGUGAUUGGUGGGAUACUUCAGUACUUGGAUGAUGAUAUUCCUCUUCUAUCCAUUGAUGAAGAAGCAGGUGUUUCCUUUCUUCCUGGAGCUUCAUUAGACAAUGGGGAUGUGCCUUUGGUUUCACUGGUGCCUGAGGCACCUCCACCUGAAGAUGGAAGACAUAAUCCUGGUCAACUGAUAACAAGACUGCAAGAUGUACUUUACCACUUUGUUGCGCUUCCUGCAGUAAAGAGUAAAUGGGUCAUUUUAGGCCUUUAUAUCAUUACCCUGGUGAUGUCCAUAGGAUUUGCAACCCAACUGCGAGCUGCCAGCAGAGCACCAUUGCUGUUCAGUCCUGAUACCAACAUUCAGGUCCUCCUCGAUCUUAAGUAUAAUCUCAGUGCAGAGGGCAUUUCCUGCAUCACAUGCUCAGGUGUGUUUCAGGAAAAGCCGCAACCUCUGCUAAAUAACAUGCGAACAUCUUCAGACAAGAAGAAACGAGGAGAGAAUCUCCCAUGGAAUAAACGAGGUGCCUUACGGACUGUUUAUGUCACCAAGUAUGAAGAUGAUGUCCAACCUGCCAUCUACAGAUUUUCUUUGGAUUCCUCUGUUCCAUGGCCAUGGCAUUUGCCAUCAACAAAGAAUGGGGAGAUCCCAUCAUUUAAAGUUUACACAGCACCCUACGGUAAUUUUACAAAGAAGCUGACAGUUUGCUCUUCCAUUGUUGGGUUGCCAAGUCCCAAGUGUCCAAAGAAAUGGAUGAUCACAUCAUUAUCAUGCAAUAAAAAGAAAGGCUGGAAUCUUGAUUUCCAUUUCUAUGCAGCAGCCACUAAACAACGUCACACUCAGAAGCUGUACUUUGCUCAGCUGCGGAAGACUCCCUAUCACAGUCGUAUCUGCUUAGCACCACCUGGCUGCAUCCUUAGUGCCGGACCCAAUGGUCCAAAUAAAGGAUUUUUCUAUGUUCCUGAUGAGAAAGUCUCGAACGUUGAGGAAGCUCCAACAUUUGAUUUCAAUCCCUGCAUGAACGAUGGCUGUGGGAAGCCAGCAGUGCGUCCUCUAGUGGACACAGGUGCUAUGGUCUUCGUUGUGUUUGGGAUUUUGGGAGUGAAUCGCACAAGAAAGCAAGAUAAUCAUGUGAUAGCAGAUAUGGGCAGUGUCAUCUACGAUGAGAGUUUUGACCUGUUCCAAGAAAUUGGAAAUCUGUGUAAGAUUUGCAAAGCUAUCAGCAGUAAUUCGGAAUUGGUGAAGCCAGGAGGUGCUCAGUGUUUACCUUCAGGUUACAGUAUUUCAACCUUCGUGCAAAUGUUACAUCCAGAAUGUAAGAGCAUUCCAGAGCCUAACUUGCUUCCUGGACAACUGUCUCAUGGUGCUGUUGGAGUAAAAGAUGGCAAAGUCCAGUGGAUUUCAAUGGCCUUUGAAUCUACAACUUAUAAAGGAAAGUCAUCAUUUCAGACAUAUGCAGACUAUUUGAAAUGGGAGAACUACCUUCAAGAGCAGUUACAUCAGUUUUCGGAACAAUCAUCACUACGUCAUGGAUUCCAGACUUGCGAGCACUGGAAACAGAUAUUCAUGGAAAUAAUAGGUGUUCAGAGUGCAUUAUAUAGCUUGAUUCUCUCCCUGAUAAUUUGUGUUGCUGCAGUCGCUAUUUUUACCACCCAUGUUCUACUCCUUUUACCAGUCUUGCUGACCAUUCUAGGUGUUAUCUGCUUGAUGGUUGCCAUCAUGUAUUGGUUUAGCUGGGAGAUGGGAGCUGUGGAAGCCAUCUCUCUGUCCAUCCUAGUGGGCUCUUCUGUGGAUUAUUGUGUCCAUCUUGUCGAGGGUUACCUACUAGCAGGAGAAAACCUUCCAAUAACUGAGACCGACGAUAAAUCCAAAAUGGGGAAGUGGAGAACUCUAGCUGCUGUGAGCCAUGUUGGUGUUGCCAUUGUGUCCAGUGCCAUCACUACAGUCAUAGCAACUAUCCCCCUCUUCUUUUGCAUCAUCACACCAUUUGCCAAGUUUGGGAAGAUUGUUGCCCUGAACACCGGCAUCUCUAUGUUCUACACCUUGACAGUCAACACGGCUCUGCUCAGCAUCCUGGCUCCAAGUGACUUCUAUCGCUCAAGGAGAUCUUUAAUUAAAGCAGUCCUGGGAGUAGUGGCCAUAGGAGGUGGAGGAUUCUGUGUCUGCCUUGUAUUGAUUAAAUUGGGAUUCAAAAUUCCUCUCCCCAAUGGAUCAACACUGUAAUUUAUUUAUACUACUUUAAUACAAGAGACAACAGAAAUAAUGUUUUAAAAAAGGGAACUUCAUCACAAUGCAAAAACUGGGACUAUUGCCACUUUUUUUGUAUCAGUUGUUUCUUUCCUUUGUAUGGCAGAUGAUUGCUGACUUGGUGAAGCUAUAAGUAAUGACCUAACUGCAAGCAAUGGUGUGAGUGCAGCUUUUCCUGCUGUUUAGAUGUACAACUAUGGUCAAACUCUUUAUGAUUUUCCACUAUUUGUAAGGAAAGCAUUGAAACAAAUGAAAAUGCAUUCUGAGAGCAACAGGUUCUAUAUAUGUGGUAGACAUACUUUGCGCAUAAUUGUAAGGAAAUCUGUUCAUUGCUGCGCUUUUCUAGCAACACAUUUUCAGCUAUAAUCAUGGAGGGCAUGACCAUUUCACCACCAGUCUUUUCCCAACACCGUGAAGAAAUAUCAUGUGAAAGACCAACUAAGAAAAUUUGGUUCCCAACUGAAAUUCAGUGAUAUGGGUCAUUGAAACUCAAUCCUCCAAGCUCUGGGUUAAAGUGAAAUUCAGUUUUUGAAUAACUUUUCCAUGAGUUAUUUUUCUUUUUUACUUCUUACUCUUUUUUUUAUUCUCCAGUUUCUCUCAUUCGCUCCUUGUCGCCCAGUGGGCGGCACGGUGGCACAGUGGUUAGCACUGCUGCCUCGCAGUGCCAGAGACUCGGGUUCAAUUCCCGCC